AUGCUCAAAGUGCCCGUUUGCUUGCUUCUCUCGUUCUUUGUGCUCUCGCAAUCGAUCGCCAUUCCCAACCAAAUGAUCAAGCCGGCUGGGGAGUCUUGCCGUGGGGACAACGACUGUCCACCAGGAGAGACCUGCGCCUGCUUUUGGGCUUGUGCCAAGACUGGAAAAUACUGCAUGGAUCUCUCUCAAAAUCAAAACCUCUUGCAACCAUUU
Mesorhabditis belari is the source of this 213-nucleotide messenger RNA. Lineage: Eukaryota; Metazoa; Nematoda; Chromadorea; Rhabditida; Rhabditidae. The record is from the annotation of a GenBank genome assembly.